Molecule: messenger RNA, 594 nt
Organism: Mesorhabditis belari
Lineage: Eukaryota; Metazoa; Nematoda; Chromadorea; Rhabditida; Rhabditidae
Source: the annotation of a GenBank genome assembly
AUGUCUCCACCUCACCAAAAGCCGGCCGAUCCUCCGUCUCUUCCCGGAACCCCUGUCAAAUUAGUAGAAGAGAGUGAGAAACGAAGCGAUUAUCUCGUCUGGAGCGACUAUUUUAUGGCGUUGGCGAUUUUGGCGUCGAAACGGAGCAAAGACCCGACAACACAGGUUGGUUGUGUAAUUGUUGAUCGGGACAAUAAAGUGCUUGGGACGGGCUACAAUGGAAUGCCGAUUGGGUGCGACGAUGAUGAAAUGCCUUGGGGAAAGGGAGACAUGAAUCCCUUGCGAAACAAGCACGCCUUUGUCGUUCACGCCGAGCAAAAUGCGUUGAUAAACAGUCUCGGAAAAGCGGAAGGAUGCACUCUCUACACGGUGCUCUUCCCUUGCAAUGAAUGUGCAAAGAUAAUAGUCCAGCAUAAGAUACGAGAAGUGGUCUACAUGCUCGACAGGAACACGUGGGAAAUGGAAGGCGCGAGGAUACUAUUCAAGAAAACCGGGAUCAUUUAUAAACAAUUUAAAACAAGGCUACCAUCCGUCACGUUGAGUUUCGAUAAGGAUUGCUACGAGACCGAUAAACGAUUCGAUAAACAUGACGCA